This is a messenger RNA of Camelus dromedarius (Arabian camel), 1734 nucleotides long. It is a transcript of the gene VENTX, whose product is annotated as VENT homeobox. Gene Ontology annotation, biological process: regulation of transcription by RNA polymerase II; cell differentiation. Lineage: Eukaryota; Metazoa; Chordata; Mammalia; Artiodactyla; Camelidae. The record is from RefSeq and is a predicted model, not a curated record. The transcript has 4 exons. Gene Ontology annotation, molecular function: DNA-binding transcription factor activity, RNA polymerase II-specific; RNA polymerase II cis-regulatory region sequence-specific DNA binding. Gene Ontology annotation, cellular component: nucleus. Bases 28 to 1296 code for a protein of 422 amino acids.
GCGGACCCAGAGCCCGCGCUCCGGGGGAUGCGGCUUCUGCCGGUUGGGUCCUCGCGGACUGCCCUGCAGUCGCCUAGGACGCACCACGUGUCCGUCUGCCGGGUAGCACCGAGGAGACAGACGCGGUCCGGCCAAGGUCGAGGGAGAGGUCCUGCCCAGCCCUCCGCCUCCCCGCGGAGCACCGGCGUCCCAGGCCUAGUCGCGCCCUUCCCCGAGGCCAGUGGGGCGCCCGGGACGCAGACGCGGCCAAAGAGGAGUGAAGCGACCGCGGCGCCAAGGGCAGGGACCGGUGACCGUCCUCAGGACACCCCCUGCAGCUCCUGUGGCACCAGAGUGAAACCCAGCAGAGAGACUGGGGGCGGCGAGGGAGAAGGGCCCACGGAGCCGGAGGGACCCUCUCUGACCAGCCCCUCCCACCCUGUCUGGCUUGUUGCCAGCCCUACAUUCCUACGCAGCGGGGCCACCGGGUUGCAGCAGACAGGGCACUGGCCAAGUCCACGCUGUCCUGGGAGUGGCCAUGGGGACCUCCAGCUCCCUCAGAGGAUUCCGGCCAGGCCCCCACCAUCUGUCCAGAGGCACUACCCAGCCAUGCCUCCCUCCUCCGCCCUACCUGGUGGCUGCAAGCGGACCUCCAGCUUUGGUUCAGUGGACUGGCUCUCCCAGAGCAGCCACACAGGGCUGGCGCACACCUCCAGGCCUGCCGAAGUCUCCUGGGGGAGCCUGUCUGCCUCAGCCCAGGUGUACUACAGGGGGGAGCCCCACCAGACUGUGGACAUGGAGGAGGCGAAGCUCUCAGAAGUGUCUGCACCGGGGACGCCUGCAGCUGGGCCGAGCAAGGAGGCAGACGGCACGCGGGCUCCCCGCAUGCGCACGGCCUUCACGGCGGAGCAGGUCAGCGCCCUGGAGAGCUCCUUCCAGCACCGCCGCUACCUGGGGCCCCUGGAGCGCCGGCGGCUGGCCCAGGAGAUGCAGCUCUCCGAAGUGCAGGUAAAGACCUGGUUUCAGAACCGCCGAAUGAAGCACAAGCGCCAGCUGCAGGACUCCCAGCUGAGUCCGCCCUUCUCCGCACCCCUCCACCCGCCCCCCGCCCUGCGCAGCCGCCUGCAGCUGCUUUGCCCUUGGGCCUCCCUGCCUGGGCCCCCAGCUCUGGUCCAGCCUCUGGGCUCUUUCUGGGGUCCCCUCGGAGUGAAACCAGCCUCCCUGGCUUCAGCGUGGGCCUCAUGCAGCAGGCAGCCUCCGGUGUGCUGCCUCCGGUGUGCUGCCUCCCGGACACUGGGGGCUGGGUGCACACACUGAGCCCAGCUUUGUCCAGGGGAGCCUGGGGCCUGUGCGCCCCACCGGCGACUGGGGAUGCCUUUUGAGGAAGGGAGGCAGCUGACGCCCAGGGCUGCGGUGUAUCAGACGUGCUGGGUAUGCGCAGCGGUACCUGGCAUCUGCCUGGAGAGACAGCCCGGUCUGUAUUUACACCACUGUGAUGUCCUGGCGUGGGCCCCAGCGGUGGGGCCUGGAACUGGCCCCACCUAAGACUGGGGAUUUAUAGCUGAAGACAUUUUGAAGCCUAUUCCCCUCUGAAAAGUGCUGAAGGGUUGGCGUGGAAAGUGGUGGGUCAGCGAACAGUCGGAAGCCAAGCGCGCUGUGCUGCGUUGGGCUCCCACACAACAAAGGGUAACUUACUCAGCUUAAGGGGCUGGAAAACUGGCUUUCCAGUUGGAAAAAAUAAAGGUGGAGUCUGUC